AUUUGUUAGUUAUGGUAUCCAAGGGUUGCUUGAAACAACUUUCCUUUUCACUCUCAUUAGCUGAAACAACUGGAUUUUGUUCUCUCAACUCUGGAGGACCAGAUGUUUACAAAUGCAAACGAUGGAAAAAGGUUGAGAAACAACUUGUGCCAAAGGCAAUUUAUAUCUCUUGGAGGAAGCGAAUUAUUCCGAAAACCAAUUAUUAUGUCGAUGCCAAUCCGAAAAGAAAAUUAUCUGUCGCUUUUUCUCGCAAGGGAAGUGAUAAUUAUAUGGUGAAUGCGGCAGCUUCUAAUGAAGAGCUUUUUGAAUCUCAAGUUUUGCAUUCAAACAGCUCAUUCAAAACCCUUCACGGGCAUUUCAAUGUCUUCUAUCGAUUUUCACGACUCCAUAUAUUCUUUGGAAAAGUAUGGGGAUUAGUAGCAAUUUCUCUUCUGGUAGUGGAGAAGAUCUCAGAUUUCACUCCAUCAUUUUUUAUUGGGCUAUUUCAGGUGCUAACUGCUUGCUUUCUCACGCAUGUAUACACAAAUGGACUGAAUCACUUGGAAGACAUUGAAAUCGACAGGAUUAAUAAGCCUUACCGUCCACUCGCAUCUGGGGAAUAUUCAUUCACGACUGGCGUAAUACUUACUCUUUCUUCUGCACUAAUGGCUGUUGGAGUUGGAUGGAUUGUUGGCUCUCCACACUUGUUUCUGUUUAUUCUAAUGAAUUUAAUGGCCGCCACUGCAUAUUCGCUCAAUGUGCCCUAUUUGAGAUGGAAGAGCAAUGCGUAUCUUGCUGCAUUUUGUAUCUUCAUUGGGCUGGCCCCUUCAGGAUUAGCAGCUUAUUUGCACAUCCAGACUUUUGUGUUUGGCCGGCCAGCUCUUUUAUCAAAGCCUAUAAUGUCUGCAUUGACGAAGGCUUGCUUCGCUGCAGUUGUAGUAGCACUUUUUAAGGAUAUUCCUGAUGUUGCCGGAGACAAGAUACAUGGCGUUCAAUCUCUUGCAGUUAAAUUUGGCGGAAAAAAGGUGUUUUGGAUUUGCAUUUUCCUUUUGCAAAUUGGAUAUCUUGCUGGUGUUUCUGCCGGAUUGACAUCUUCCAAUAAUUGGUGCAAAUUCAUAACAGUUGCUGGUCACCUUUUUCUGUCUUUGACACUGUGGAGUCGCGCCAAAUGUGUCGAUGUGGGAAGCAAGGAAGAAACAUCAUCCUUUUACAUGUUUCUGUUGAAGCUCUUUAGUGUUGAGUCCUUACUCAUACCUUUUAUGAGGUAAUUAGGAUACAGACUUCGUCGGGGGAAGUACCGGUGAUUCUACAAUAUUCCACGACAUGAGAUUACUGUUAAUUUUGUUUGCAAAUUUCCAUUUCUUUCAUAAUCAAGAAAUCCUAGGUUUGUACUGUAUAAACAAUUCACGAGUGUUGGCACUACUAAACUCCACAUUUUUAUUCCUAUAAUCAUACGGCAAAAUAUAUGUAUGUGGGUGUGGGUGUGGGCGUGGGUGUGUGUGUGUGCGCGCACGCGAGGAUGAUUAUGGUUUCUUUUUCAUUUUUUGUUUUUGUUAAUAUAUUAGAUAUUAUUAGUAACGUACAUGCUACAGACUGAAUAAUUCAAAUGCGUAGCUUAGAGCGGAUUAGGUCAUAAUCCCUUUUACCCUAUUAAAGUAGAAUACAGGAUGUUAAUGUGGCAACUUCUUAUUAAAACUUUUUGGCUCCAAAUGCACCAUAU
Molecule: messenger RNA, 1699 nt
Organism: Oldenlandia corymbosa var. corymbosa
Lineage: Eukaryota; Viridiplantae; Streptophyta; Magnoliopsida; Gentianales; Rubiaceae
Source: the annotation of a GenBank genome assembly